AUGGCCUCGCCAUUUCAAAAUACCUAUCACCUCCGUCGCGUAGCCGACACCUCUGCUAAAUCAUGCUACAUUUGCUACAAACCCUCGACCUCGGUCCUCAUCACUCCCGACAACAAGGAUUUCUUCUACAUCUGCCCCUCCCACCUCACCGACCGAAACUUCUGCUCCCCUAUCAUCGAUGCGGCGGAGGUUGAAGCGAAAGCGAAGCGCGAUGCUAUGGCCAAAGAGAUCGAGAAGGUAAAAAGGGAGUACGAGGAGCGGCAGGCGAGGAAAGCGAAGAAGAGUGGGGACAAGGAGAAAGAAAAGGAAAAAGAGAAGGACAAGGACAAGAACUCGAAAGAAAAGGAUGGAGAGGACAAGGACGACAAGGCCGCAGAGAAGGAGCGCGAUGACAAAAUUGAUGCGAUCAAGAAAUCCGGGGAUACCACAACGCCGAGCACGGAUGAUUCGCCGCGGAUCUUCGCGCUGCACAAGAACUUCUACCAGAUGCGGAUUGACAGAAUGCGCAACGCUGAAGUCGCAAGGCGCAACCGGCAACGGCUGCAGGAUCCCUCGUUCUUUCCAUCCGUCCCGUCCGAUGGUAUUUGA
Messenger RNA from Aspergillus aculeatus ATCC 16872, 588 nucleotides. RefSeq names its product AAA-ATPase Vps4-associated 1 family protein. Gene Ontology annotation, cellular component: endosome. The coding region runs from base 1 to 588 and encodes 195 amino acids. Gene Ontology annotation, biological process: vacuolar transport. The transcript has 4 exons. The record is from RefSeq and is a predicted model, not a curated record. Lineage: Eukaryota; Fungi; Ascomycota; Eurotiomycetes; Eurotiales; Aspergillaceae.